AUGGAAGUUAAGAUUAUACGUAGACUUCGUAAAAUUAAACAAAAACGAAAUUGGAAAAACGUUUUAACAGUGAAUGUUGGAAACACGCAGUACGGAAAAGAGGGAUUAGUUAUGAACCUUACUCGAGCUGUUAAAAAAGGUUCACAUAGGCACGUUGAUUUGUUAGGCACGUACGCAAUUCGUUUCCGUUUAACAAGUCAAAAGUUGCCGCUAGCAUUUUUGGAUCUGUUAUACGAAUCGUUGAACAGGGCAGGAGUGACUAGCGAUAUUCUUAGAUAUAUUUCUACGAAUCGUGAAAUUUAUCGGGAAUAUCAGCAUUGGAA
This is a messenger RNA of Scutellospora calospora, 323 nucleotides long. Lineage: Eukaryota; Fungi; Glomeromycota; Glomeromycetes; Diversisporales; Gigasporaceae. The record is from the annotation of a GenBank genome assembly.